Habropoda laboriosa is the source of this 1983-nucleotide messenger RNA. RefSeq lists its product as uncharacterized. The record is from RefSeq and is a predicted model, not a curated record. The transcript has 4 exons. Lineage: Eukaryota; Metazoa; Arthropoda; Insecta; Hymenoptera; Apidae. The coding region runs from base 20 to 1966 and encodes 648 amino acids. Gene Ontology annotation, cellular component: extracellular region. Gene Ontology annotation, molecular function: chitin binding.
UCGCGAAGGUAACCAGCGAAUGCAGACUAGUAUCCGUUCAGUGAACCGUCUAUUCCUCAAUAGAAACGUCAUGGGUUCAAUAGGGUGGCGUUUUGUCCUUGUAUGGGUGAGUGUGGUUGGAGUCUGUGUUUUGGGGCUCCAGAGACCUCCACCCAGGUACUCCCAACAGUACAUGCCAGAAACUUCCUUUUCCUGUCGAAACAAGAUAGUAGGAAGUUACUAUGCUGAUCCUGAGACAGACUGCCAGGUGUUCCAUGUCUGUGUGUCAGUGUCUGGCACCAUCCAGGACUACAAGUUUCUGUGCCCCAAUGACACUGCAUUCGAUCAGGAGAGCCAGACUUGUGCAGAUUGGUACGAUGUGGACUGUGAGGCAGCCACUCUCUAUUAUGCCAGUGACAAUUUUGACCUGUACAGACUGGGCUCUGGCCUGGAAUCGCCGAAUUAUGAUAGUAUACGCAGCGAUGCUGAACCUCAGGAUCAUCUGCAGAGGUCUGAGACCAGUGACCCCGUCCGUUCAUCUGCAAAUACUCUGAACAGAGUGUCUUCGAGUGGUUUCAACAGCAACAGAGAUUUAAGAGGCAGCAGCAGUGGCAAUUUUUAUAAUAACAGGAAUGGCAAAGAGGAAGAUUAUGAGAAUGAAAAAUCUUAUAAGGAGGAAGUUCCUCAGGACAAUAAAAAAAAGGGUGGAAUCAGAAAAGUCAGCAGAAAACAGCAGUACAAUGAUAAUAGUAACAAUUACACACCAACGAGUACAGCUGCUCCUGCUGGUGGUAAUCAGAACACUUACACUGGGUUCUACAGUGGAAGUAAUUACCAGAAUCAGAGAACAAAUGGCUUUAUAACUUCCACAAGUGUAAGGCCACAAGAAAACUUCAACAGAAAUCAGAAUACCCAGAGGUAUAAUACACAAAGUACCAGCUAUCAGAAUAAUUACAACUUCCAGUCUCCCAGCACUACAACCAGGACCACUAUCUACAAUGCUUACAAUACUAAUACUAAUUCUAAUUACAAUCAACAGAAUGCUGGUGGCUUCAGUCAGAGUACCACAGUGAAGCCCACUAGUUAUAACAAGAAUUAUAAUAAUGGAGCACAGUUUGUACAGUCCACGACCUUGCAGCCCAGCACCAAUUACCAGGCAAAUGACUAUACAAACUACCAGAGAAAUUAUAAUAACAUUCAACGUGGGAAUAAUAAUGUUCCAUAUCAGUCCACCACUGCUGCACCUACCAUUUAUGAUAAUAACUACAAUAACAACAAUAAUAAUGGACAGUACAGAGCUGGAUCAACCACCAGACAAGACAUCUCCCAGGCAACCACUAAAUACUUCCCCAGUUUUGCAAGCAGCAGUUAUGCUCCCACUACAUAUAGUCCAGCUACCAAAAAAUACAUUCCAAAUGAUAAUGCUCCAGCUCAAACUGCUGUGAGGAGUAAUGAGAGUGGACCAUACUAUGAAAAAUCUAGCCAGUCGAUUAAAAGUUCAUCCCAAUACUAUGACAGUACCAAAGCACCAAAGAAGGCCACUCAGUACAACAAUUAUGAUGGAACAAAUGAAAAAUAUUACACUGAAACUAGCACAGGAAACUAUGAUCUAGCAAAAUCCUCUGUUGGAAUUGGAUUCAGCCCUGCUAGUAUCAAUCACUUAGCUGAGACAUCAAGAUCUACCACUCCAGUACCAAGGAGGAUUUCUACAGCCACUACCUACAAUCCAAGCAAUUUCAACUCAAAUACCCAAAGACCACCACAACCACCAACUACUCCUAGGGGAAGCACUUAUGUCAGUGGGUCUGCCAGGCCAUUUUCAUCCACAACAAGACUUCCCAGUACCACUACACCAAGACCAAAAUCUGGGAAGAAAUCUGACUAUGAUUAUGCCUAUUACGACAACACUGCAGGGCUAGAAUAUGACAGUCUCGAUUUGGAACAUGUGACUGGAAACAAAGAGUCCACGAAGAUCGCAAGGAAUUGAUUUUCUUUUAAAUGUAA